Messenger RNA from Caenorhabditis angaria, 799 nucleotides. Lineage: Eukaryota; Metazoa; Nematoda; Chromadorea; Rhabditida; Rhabditidae. The record is from the annotation of a GenBank genome assembly.
AUGGAAAACCUACGGGCUGCGAUGACUAAUAGUUUUCAAUUAUAUGAAACAUAUUUACCAGAAUGGAGUGGAUGUAAGUUAUAUUUCUUAUUUCUUCAAUCUUUUUAUUUUUUACAGUAGUCCGACCAUUAGAAGCAAAAAUAAAUACAAUUGAACACAUUCUUGAUGAGUGCGAACAGCUAAAAAUUGAAAUCGAUGGUAUCCAUUAUGAAGGAGAAAAAGAGAAUAUUUCUUCACAGAAAUCUGAAAAUGUUCCGAUAGAUAAAGAAAAUAAAAAACAGGAAAAUGAAGCAAUCGAAGAAGAUGAUGAAGAAAAAGAAGAGAAAAUUAAACGAAUGUGUGCACCAUUGACUUUACAGGAAUUUAAUACAAUUCCAAAAUAUAUGCUUGGUCGAUUUACAUUAGAAUCAAUGAAUGAGGUAAAUAACUUCAUUUUCAUAUUUAAAAAACAAAAGUUUUUUUUUUCAAUUAGAUAAUUCUGACAAUCGAUGCAUUUUUGUUGAAAAAACAUCAACUAAUCACGAAACCACUGAAGACAUUGACAAGACAGGAAAAAGAACAAGUUGACAGUUGGAGAGAAUUGGUAAAAAAUGUUUGACACUAUAAUUUUUAAUUGUCAAUUUUGCAGGAAAUGAAAGCCAAAAAAUUAUCAACUGGUCUAUUUUUUGUGGAUACUGAUAUUCGACCAAUGCUUACCGAAAAACUUCGACCCAGUUUCGCUAAAGCAAUUCCAUCUCUUCGACAUACUAAAAGAAUUCGAGAGCAACGUUGUGGACCAAUCACUUUUUAUUAUACAUAA